Labeo rohita (rohu) is the source of this 2965-nucleotide messenger RNA. Its product is annotated as GDP-fucose transporter 1. Lineage: Eukaryota; Metazoa; Chordata; Actinopteri; Cypriniformes; Cyprinidae. Bases 253 to 1335 code for a protein of 360 amino acids. Gene Ontology annotation, cellular component: Golgi apparatus. The transcript has 5 exons. Gene Ontology annotation, molecular function: antiporter activity. Gene Ontology annotation, biological process: GDP-fucose import into Golgi lumen; protein O-linked glycosylation via fucose. The record is from RefSeq and is a predicted model, not a curated record.
UAUUACGAUAACUAUCUGACUGUUGCAGCUUAUAGCCGAUUUGUGCGGUUUUAUGACUUUACACAUGGGUGUGGGUACCACUUUAAGAAAUCUAACACGGAACCGGGAAGUUGUUCACCACUCUGGCUAUCGUUUUACUCAUGGCCAGUUCAGAGUAUCACAGGCAGCCGACGCGUAAUGCUUCUGUUGUUGUUGUUAUUAUCAAAUAACUAAUGUGCAUUUGCAUUGUUCCUCUUUCUUUAUUCUUGAACCAUGAACAGGUCCCAACUCAAACGAUCCAGAAUAUUAAGAAUGGCUUUUACAGACUCCAAUCCGUCAGAAAAAGAGGAGCCCUUUAUUCUCAGAGCCACCAAAAUCGCUUUGGUUGUCGCUCUUUACUGGUUCAUCUCGAUUUCCAUGGUGUUCCUGAACAACUACCUGUUAGACAACAAGGAUCUGGACGCACCUGUCUUCAUCACAUUUUUCCAGUGUGUUGUUAGUGUUGGACUAUGUUGGAUCAUGAACUUCGUCUCAAAAUUAUGUCCUGGGUUCGUGGAUUUCCCGUCUUUGAAAUUUGAUUUUAGAGUGUCCAGAGAAAUUUUGCCAUUGAGCGUCGUGUUCAUAGGCAUGAUCACAUUCAACAACUUGUGCCUGAAAUAUGUGGGAGUUGCCUUUUAUACUGUUGGCCGUUCGCUUUCCACCGUAUUUAACGUUGUCCUGUCCUACGUGGUUCUAAAGCAAACGACGUCCUUCUACGCAGUGCUGUGUUGCGGAGUCAUUCUAGGUGGAUUCUGGCUGGGUGUGGACCAAGAAUCUAUCGCAGGUUCCCUUUCUUGGACAGGCGUGCUUUUUGGCGUACUUGCCAGUCUUUGUGUAUCUCUCAAUGCCAUCUACACAAAAAAAGUGAUGCCGGUGGUAGAUGGAAAUAUCUGGAAGCUCUCCUACUACAACAACCUUAAUGCCAGUGUACUUUUUAUUCCACUUUUCAUCAUUUUAGGUGAACUGAAAAGCUUGUCUGCGUUUAGCCGACUGACACAUUUAGAUUUCUGGGGGAUGAUGAUUUUGGGGGGAAUCUUCGGCUUUGCCAUUGGUUACGUGACGGGACUUCAGAUCAAAUUCACCAGUCCAUUGACGCACAAUGUGUCUGGCACAGCCAAAUCCUGUGCACAGACCGUGUUAGCGGUCAUCUUCUCUGCCUCCAGUAAGACAAUGCUCUGGUGGACAAGCAAUAUGAUGGUGCUAGGCGGAUCCUUCGCCUACACCUGGGUCAAAGGACUUGAGAUGAAGAAAGUCGAAGUGGCUCCAGAAACACAAAACACAAGCAGUCAGAAAAGUAAAGAGGAUGCAGCAGUGUGAAAAAGAGUUUUGGCAUAACUGUGUUGUAGAGACUCUUCGUUUGUUCAUCACAUCUGUGUAUACAUACAUAUAUUUACAUGGACAUUUGAAUGUUUGAUGUAUAUACAUUUACUCUGUAGUGUAAAUUAUAAUGAUUAAAACCUGUUUAACAAAACUUUACUUGUUUCAUAACACCAUAUACAGAUAGAAACUCACAUUUCUGAGAAAUGAGUGGUUUAUUCAUAAAUACAUACCACCUUAUUCAGAAUUGCAAGAAAAAAGUCAGAAUUCUGAGUUUAUAUCUCUGUUCUGAGAAAAAUGUCAACUGUGAGAUAAAAACUCAGAACUGACAUGAAGUCAAAACUGUGAGAUAAACAGUCACAAUUACAUUUAUUAUUGUUUUCUUUGUAUUUGUUAUGUAAACAAGACUCCAUAAAGAACAACAUCAUUGGAAUCACUUUUAGAACUAUUUUUUUUUUUUUUUUACAGCUGACAGCCAAUCAGAAUCCUGCUUUAAAGUACUGGCACAUUUAAAGCAGCAGGUGAAAAAACUGCAUGUGCAUAAUAAUCAGAAAAAUAUUGUGCAUUGUUGUGCUAAUAUAUAUAUUUAUUAUUAUAGCUACCUUUAUGGUUAUUGUUCUUGGUGUGAACGAAUAAUUAUUAUUAUUAUUGUCAUCAUCCUUAAGAUAACGUGAACCUGGACCACAAAACCAGUCUUAAGUACCGCGGGUAUAUUUGUAGCAAUAUUUAACAAUACAUUGUAUGGGUCAAAAUGUUUUUGUUUUUUUUUUUAAUUCCAAAAAUCAUUGGCAUAUUAAGGGGGGGUUGUCCCCCCUAAAAAUAUUGUUAUUAGCAACUCUGUGUAUUGUGAAUAAUAUAAUGGACAUAUACUUAAAAUAGCUGUGUAAGUAGUAAAACAAUAUAAACGUGAAAAAACAUUCAGAAGUUCAAAAAUGUUUUAAGUCACCCUUCCCUUGCCUAACAGUGGUUUGUUCCACUGCCUGUUUCCUCCUCCUUUACCGAAACACACACGAGUCCGGUGAGAGGCAAAGCUCUUCAGCAGUUAUGUACCUCCGACAGGAGAGGGCGAGAUUUCAUCAAAAACAGUCAACAGGUGAGACAGCCCAUCCAAAAUUAAAAGUGCACUCGUGGAACACCGCCUUUCUGCGGAACACGUCGAUCUUGCACUUGCUACUGAAGGACCUCCUUUAUACGCUUCAACUCCAGAAUCGGAGAGAGACACUGCCUCACACGCGCAGUCAGGGAUCGAAUAGGAAGGCACUUGUUGAGUGAUGAAGAGCAGUACGCAUAAGACGCUGUUUGUUCAUCACACAGUGAAAAUAUUCCAACAUAUGAUCAUUUACUGAGCGCUACUUUCGGAUCUCCAGACUUUCAAAGACCCGACCGAUGUGGACAGAUGUGCUGAUCCAGGUCUGAAUCCGCAGCGUGUUCAUCAGCCGACCAUCAAGACUUUGGGGUCCUGAAUUUGUCAUCUAACAGAUGCCAUUCCUCAAAAUAGCACCUUGUGUCUCUUACUUCUCUUUCUCCCUGUUUCUUUUUCCACUAAGACAAAAGAGAAGAGGAAGAGCACUGGAGGAGAAGAGAAAAACAGAAGGCUAUUAGAAAGUGAAGAUAGAGGAAGAAAAAGAGA